Molecule: messenger RNA, 6796 nt
Organism: Chrysochloris asiatica (Cape golden mole)
Lineage: Eukaryota; Metazoa; Chordata; Mammalia; Afrosoricida; Chrysochloridae
Gene: NIN
Product: ninein (GSK3B interacting protein)
Exons: 30
Coding region: 199-6315 (2038 amino acids)
Biological process (GO): microtubule anchoring at centrosome; centrosome-templated microtubule nucleation; centrosome localization
Cellular component (GO): centriole; pericentriolar material; mitotic spindle pole
Molecular function (GO): calcium ion binding
Source: RefSeq, a predicted model, not a curated record
CCGAGCGGGAGCGGAGCGCGCUGGGCGUAGCUGUCCGGCUGCCGUUGCCGCCGCCGAGCACCAAGUGCGCUCGCGGUCAUGGUUCCCGCGGCGGCGCCGGGCGCCUGAGCCCCGGGACACGCGAGCGCUGGAGGCAGGCGGCCGGCUGUGCAGGCGCUCCGGAGAGGCCGACAGAAGGUGAGCGCGGUGGGCUAUGGGAUGGAUGAAGUGGAGCAGGACCAGCAUGAGGCCCGACUCAAGGAGCUGUUUGACAGUUUUGACACGACGGGCACCGGGUCCUUGGGACAGGAGGAACUCACCGACCUUUGCCACAUGUUGAGCUUGGAGGAAGUGGCCCCAGCACUGCAACAGACACUGCUUCAGGACAAUCUCUUGGGCAGGGUGCAUUUUGAUCAAUUUAAAGAAGCGUUAAUACUUAUCUUGUCGCGAACUCUGUCAAAUGAAGAGCACUUUCAAGAACCAGACUGCUCACCAGAAGCUCAACCCAAAUAUGUUAGAGGUGGGAAGCGUUAUGGACGACGGUCCCUACCUGAGUUUCAAGAAUCUGUGGAGGAGUUUGCAGAGGUGACAGUGAUUGAGCCACUAAACGAAGAAGCCCAGCCUUCACACGUCACAGCCAGCGACUGCAAUGAGCACUGGAAGACACAACAUAGUGAAGAAUAUGAAGCAGAAGGCCAGUUAAGGUUUUGGAACCCAGAUGACUUGAAUGCUUCGCAGAGUGGAUCUUCCCCUCCCCAAGACUGGAUAGAAGAGAAGCUGCAAGAGGUUUGUGAAGAUCUGGGGAUCACCCGUGAUGGCCACCUGAACCAAAAGAAGCUGGUCUCCAUCUGUGAGCAGUAUGGUUUACAGACUCUUGAUGGAGAGAUACUUGAGGAUGUCUUCCAUAAUCUUGAUCCUGAUGGUACAAUGAGUGUAGAAGAUUUUUUCUAUGGCUUGUUCAAAAAUGGAAAGUCCCUCACACCGUCAGCGUCUACUCCAUAUAGACAAUUGAAAAGGCACCUUUCCAUGCAGUCUUUCGAUGAAAGUGGACGACGUACCACAACCUUGUCAGUGAUGACAAGUACCAUUGGCUUUCGGGUCUUUUCCUGCUUGGAUGAUGGGAUGGGAUAUGCGUCUGUGGAGAGAAUCCUUGACACCUGGCAGGAAGAGGGCAUUGAAAACAGCCAGGAGAUCCUGAAGGCUUUGGAUUUCAGUCUUGAUGGAAAUGUUAACUUGACAGAAUUGACGCUGGCUUUUGAAAAUGAACUUUUGGUCACCAAGAACAGCAUUCACCACGCAGCUCUGGCCAGCUUUAAGGCUGAGAUCCGGCAUUUGCUAGAACGAGUUGAUCAAGUGGCUAGAGAAAAAGAGAAACUACGGUCGGAUCUGGACAAGGCUGAGAAACUCAAGUCUCUAAUGGCCUCAGAGGUGGACGAUCACCAUGCGGCCAUAGAGCGGCGAAAUGAAUACAACCUCAGGAAACUGGAUGAAGAGUAUAAGGAGCGCACAGCUGCCUUAAAAAAUGAACUCAUAAAGGAGAGAGAGCAGAUCCUGCAACAGGUGGGCAAGCAGCGUUUGGAACUUGAACAAGAAAUUGAAAAGGCAAAAACAGAAGAAAACUUCAUCCGGGAUCGCCUUGCCCUCUCUUUAAAGGAAAAUGGCCGUCUAGAAAAGGAGCUUCUGGAAAAUGCAGAGAAGUUGGCAGAGUAUGAAAAUCUCACAAACAAACUACAGCGAAAUUUGGACAGUGUGUUAGCAGAAAAGUUUGGUGACCUUGAUCCCAGCAGUGCUGAAUUUUUUCUGCAAGAAGAGAGACUGGCACAGAUGAGAAACGAAUAUGAGCUGCAGUGCAGGGUGUUACAAGACCAAGUGGAUGAACUCCAGUCGGAGCUAGAAGAAUAUCGUGCACAAGGCAAAGUGUUCAGACUUCCCUUGAAGAAGGCCCUGUCAGAAGAGCUUGAUAGUAGCAGUGGUGGCAUUGAACUCGACCAGGGGCUUGGUUCUGAAUUGUGUAAUCCACUGAAUAUGAGCAUUGAGGCGGAGCUGGUCAUGGAGCAGAUGAAAGAACAACAUCACAGGGAUUUGUGUUGCCUAAGACAAGAGCUUGAAGAUAAAGUGCGCCAUUAUGAAAAGCAGCUAGACGAAACCAAGGUCACCUGUGAUAAGGAGCAGGAGAACAUGAAGCAAAUGUAUGAAGAUGCAAUACACACUUUGGAAAAGCAAAUCAGUGGCCUUAGAAAUAAAAUUUCCCAACUUCAGGAGCAGGAAGGAGUGCUAAAGGAGACACAACACAAAACCACCUGCAGGCACCGGGAGGAGAAAAUCCAACUGCAGAAGAAGUUUGAUGAAGAACAGACUCAUUUGCAGGAAAAACUAAGGCUGGAACAUGAAGCAGAGCUCAAGGCUAGGCUGGAGCAGGUAGAGGAACGCUUUAAUCGAGAGAGGGAAGGACUCAUUCAUAAUGGUGUCUGUGCAGAAGAGAAGGUGAGGCACUUAACUCAGGAACUAGAGCAGUUUCACCAGGAGCAGCUGAAAAUCCUGGUGGAGAAGCACACUCUUGAAAAAGAAGAGAUGCAAAAAGAGCUCUUGGAAAAGCACCAAAGGGAACUUCAAGAGGGGAGGGAAAAAAUGGAAACUGAGUGUAAUAGAAGAACCUGUCAGAUAGAAGCCCAAUUUCAGGCUGAUUGCCAGAAAGUCAAUGAGCGAUAUGAAGACGCUCUACAACGUUUGGAGGAGCACUACCACCAAGAGCUGCAGGAUCUUCUAGAACAGCACUGUGAGGAGAAAUCCCAGUGGGAGUUCGAAAAGGACGAGCUCACCCAGGAGUGUGCAGAAGUCCAGGAGCAGCUUAAAGAGACUCUUCGAAGAGAGAAAGCAGCUUCUCUGGUUCUGACCCAGGAGAGAGAGAUGCUAGAGAAAACAUACAAAGAACAUUUGGACAGCAUGGUUGGUGAGAAAGAGCAGCUCCUCAAAGACCUGGCAGAUCUCAAAAGUGUUUCUGAAAGUAAGCAAAGCUUACUGUCCAACCAGCUGCAGAGCUGUCACGAAAGAGAGCUGAAGGACCAUGAGCUGGUUCUGUGCCAGGCAGGGGCCUCAGAGCAGCCAUCCAGCCGGCGGUUUGAAAAGCUAGAGAUGAAACAUGAGCAGGAGAGGCAGGAAAUGAUGUCCAAGUUACUGGCCAUGGAGAGCAUCCACAAAGCAACCUGUGAGAAAGCAGAUCGAGUGAGGGUUGAGAUGAGCACGGAAAUCUCCAGGCUUCAGAAUAAAUUAAAAGGCAUGCAGCAGGCAGCAUCUCCUCUAUCCAGGCUUGAGAGCGGCUGCCAGGCAGUGGGAGUGGAGGAGGCCGAAGGAAAUGGCACCAUGUCCUUGCUGCAGCAAGGGGAGCAGCUGUUAGAAGAAAAUGGAGAUGUCCUCUUAAGUCUGCAGAGAGCUCAUGAACAAGCAGUAAAGGAAAAUGUGAAAAUGGCUACUGAAAUUUCGAGGUUGCAGCAAAGGCUGCAAAAAUUAGAGCCAGGGACAGUAAUAUCUUCUUGUUUAGAUAUACCAAAUAUUGAAUUUUUUGGAAAUUCUCUGGAACAAACGGAGCCAUUUUUACUGAGAAACAGAAUGAAGCAAGUAGAAGAUGUAACCAAGAGACGACGUCUAAGUGACUUACAAGACGAUGAGACCCGGGAUCGGGAAAGUACAGACACAAGCUCUAUUCAGAGACAGGAGGCCAAAAUAGAGUCAGAAGCAUCAAUAGAGAGUUUUUCCGAGCUUGAAAAUAGUGAAGUGACCAGAACUGAGACCUGGGACCUAAAGAUUCAGGUUAGUCAACUUCAGAAACAACUAACAAUCUUACGUGCUGAAUGUGACCGAGCUUCUGAAAAGAAACAAGACCUUCUUUUUGAUGUUUCAGUGCUCAAAAAGAAACUGAAGAUGCUUGAGAGAAUCCCUGAGGCGUCUCCCAAGUAUAAGUUGUUAUAUGAAGAUGCUAGUAGAGAAAACAACUGUCUUCAGGAAGAGCUGAGGGUGAUGGAGACCCACUAUGAUGAAGCAUUAGAAAAUAACAAAGAACUGACUUCAGAAGUAUUCAGAUUGCAGGAAGAGCUUAAGAAAGUUGAGGAAGUGACUGAGACCUUCCUCAGCCUGGAAAAGAGUUACGAUGAAGUCAAAGGAGAAAAUGAGGAGCUGCAUGCUUUGGUUUUGAGACUUCAAGGAAAGAUUGAAAAGCUGCAGGGAAGAUCAGUGUUACAGUGUGACUGCUUCUCAUUAUGGGAAGCCCAUUUAGAUAACCUACAUGUUGAACCUGAUGAGAAGACACUAGAAGAGGCUGCGCCAAAUUAUGCAAACGUACAACAUAUUGAAGAACAUAAACAAGAACACCAAUACUUUGAUCAGGGCAAUAUACAACUCCUGGAAAAAGUAAAAUCGCAUGAAGUUGCUUGGUUACAAGGAACAAUUCAGACACAUCAAGAAAAGCCAAAAAUACAGAAUCAGGUUAUACUGGAAGAAAAUACAGGCCUUAUAGGCCUUCAAGACAAACACUUUCAGCGUCAAGCUACAAUAGCAGAGUUAGAGCUUGAGAAAAAAAAGCUACAGGAACUGACUCGAAAGUUGAGAGAGAGAGUCACUACCUUAGUUAAGCAAAAAGACACACCUUCUCAAGGAGAAAAGGAAGAAGAGCUGAAGUCAAUGAUGCAUGACUUACAAAGCACGUGCAGUGAAAUGCAGCGAAAAGUUGAACUUCUGAGAUACGAAUCUGAGAAACUUCAAGAGGAAAAUUCUAUUUUGAGAAAUGAAAUUACUAGCCUAAAUGAAGACGAUAGCAUUUCUAACCUGAAAUUAGAUAAAUUAAAUGGAUCUCAGGAGGAAAUGUGGAAAAAAAUAGAAACUGUAAAAAAGGAAAAAGAUGUAAUUCAGAACAUGGUUGAAAUUUUAAAGAAACAGAUUUCAGAAUUAAAAGUCAAAAACCAACAGUUGGAUUUGGAAAAUACAGAACUUAGCCAAAAGAACUCUCAAAAUCAGGAAGAGUUGCAAAAACUUAAUCAACGUCUGGCAGAAAUGCUGUGCCAGAAAGAAAAAGAGCCGGGACCUAGUACAUUUGUGGAAUGGGAACAAGAAAAGUCUAAUCUGAAAGAACAACUGGAACACUGUAAAAUGCAGUCUUCCACUUUAGUUUCUUCCCUAGAGGCAGAACUUUCUGAAGUUAAAAUCCAGACCCAUAUUGUGGAACAGGAAAACCUCCUUCUCAAGGAUGAACUAGAGAAAAUGAAACAACUGCACAGAUGUCCCGAUCUCUCUGACUUCCAGCAAAAAAUUUCUAGUGUUCUAAGCUACAAUGAAAAACUGCUGAAAGAAAAGGAAGCUCUAAGUGAAGAAUUAAGUAGCUGUAUUGAUAAGUUGGCAAAAUCAAGUCUUUUAGAGAACAGAAUUACUACUAUGAAGCAGGAGCAAAAAUCUUGGGAACACCAGAGUGAAAGCUUAAAAUCACAACUAGUGGCUUCACAGGGAAAGGUUCAAAGUUUAGAAGAUACCCUGCAGAAUGUGAAUCUGCAAAUGUCCCAGAUUAAAUCUGACCUACGAGUGUCUCAGCAGGAAAAGGAGACUUUAAAACAAGAAGUGAUGUCUUUACAUAAGCAACUUCAGAAUGCUGGUGACAAGAACAGAGCCCCAGAAAUAGCCACAUACCAAUCAGGGUUCCAUAACCAGCAAAAAAGGCUGUCUUGGGACAAGUUGGAUCAUCUGAUGAAUGAGGAGCAACAGCUGCUUUGGCAGGAGAAUGAGAGAUUCCAAACUGUGGUGCAGAACACCAAAGCAGAACUCAUACACUCCCGAGAGAAGGUUCGUCAACUGGAAUCCAACUUUCUUCCCCCUAAACACCAAAAACAUCUACACCCUUCAGGUACUGUGAAACCCACAGAACAAGAGAAGUUAAACUUAAAGAGAGAAUGUGAACAGUUUCAGAAAGAACGAUCCCCCAACAGGAAGGUCAGUCAAGUGAAUGCCAUUGAACGAGAAUUAGAAACAGUUCAUUUGGAAAAUGAAGGCCUCAAAAAGAAACAAGUAAAACUGGAUGAGCAGCUAAUGGAGAUGCAGCACCUGAGGUCCACUGUGAUGCUUAGCCCAUCCCCGCAUGCUUGGGAUCUGCAGCUGCUCCAGCAGCAAGCCUGUCCAAUGGUGCCCAGAGAGCAGUUUCUGCAGCUUCAACACCGGCUGCUGCAGGCGGAAAGGAUCAACCAGCACCUGCAGGAGGAACUUGAAAACAGGACCUCCGAAACUAACACACCACAGGCCUUGCUACCGGAGCAGCGAGCAGUGCAUGCAGAUUCCUACAGAAGGAUUGGGCACCUGUGAAAGCUGGGCUGCUAUUGAUGGCAUUUCUUACCCUGGCAGCUACUCAAAUGCACACACCCAUACAAGCACACACACCACACAAACACAGAGACAUAAGCUGAGCAAUGUUACGGAAUCAAGUGCUCUUUUAAAUUAUUUUAUUAUUAUUAUUAUUAUUGUUAAGCCUUUGCAGUAUUAUGUCUCAUUUAUUUAUAUAGACAUGACAAAUAUUGUGAAUCAAAUUCACAAAUUCUAGCUUGUUACAAAUCAUCUUAUUUAAACCAUUUAAAGAGUGUGGAUUUGAAAUUCUUGAAAAGGAUGUAUUUUAUAUAUUUUCUCAUUCCAUAUGUUGUAACUAUUUUUAACAAAGGUACUACUUUUAUAUAUGGAAUUUGAAGAAAAUUCAAACUAUUUAUACUGUUUUGUAUUAGCUGUAUAAUAAUUUUUGACAGGACAAAGGAAAAUUUUGAUGAAACAAACAAUAAAAUAAAUUUUAAAUAUA